This is a messenger RNA of Hypanus sabinus (Atlantic stingray), 6055 nucleotides long. Its product is annotated as zinc finger protein 385D-like. NCBI's taxonomy places the organism in Eukaryota, Metazoa, Chordata, Chondrichthyes, Myliobatiformes, Dasyatidae. Gene Ontology annotation, cellular component: nucleus. The record is from RefSeq and is a predicted model, not a curated record. Gene Ontology annotation, molecular function: zinc ion binding; nucleic acid binding. The transcript has 9 exons. Bases 655 to 1830 code for a protein of 391 amino acids.
UGACAGAGUGGUGCUGCACCAGUGCAUACGCUGCUGCUUUGAUCACAAACUCACAGAAAAGCUACAGUUCACUAGUAUGAUGGUGCGAGCUUGGUAACUACAGCAGUUUGUCUCUGCUAUGUCUAGGGGGCAUUAUUGCCCACCCAUGUCACUUCUUAAUGUUUGAGACUGAUUGUACAAUUUUCUGAUGUUUCGUUAGGUGAAUAAAAAGUGAAGGGAAAAUGACCGAUGUGGAGGAAAAUAUUAGCUGCUUAGUUCCAAUUUGAUCAGGAAGGAAGCUUCAAGCUUCACAGGACAGGCUAAUCGGUGCGAAGGAACCUGCGGGCCGCCCUCAGCACUGAUGUCAGAGGGACAUCAAGAACAUCAGAAGGUGGAGUCAGAUUUCACAAAGUAGUGUAUGAGCAGUGCUCUCUGCUAACAGACUAGGCACUAAUCACACAAGGAAUUUGCCGGGCAUGCAGGCAAUAUGCUGAAUCUGAACUGUCAAAAGGAUGAUGGAAAAUUAAACUCUGGCAUUUCACAUGACGGGUUCUGCCUGAGAUACUGGAAAGAUUUAAAACUGUAGGAUUUGAAAACUAUGUUUCAUGAAGGCCAUCAUGUAUAUUGCUGGAAGGUCUGAAUCACACCAACGUGUUGACUGCAAAUGGAAAUUCGAUGGGAAAAGUGACAGGCGGUACCUGCCAGAGCAGCGCGCUUCCUGCCUUAAUGCGGCCCCCAGUCCAUGCCAUGCAGCCUUCCCUGGACGUUAAACCAUUUCUGCCAUUCCCGUUGGACACCGCAUCUGCCGUCAGUCUUUUCCCUAAUUUUAAUGCGAUGGACCCAGUUCAGAAAGCAGUGAUAAAUCACACGUUUGGGGUUCCUCCUCCUCCACGAAGAAAACAAGUCAUUUCAUGCAACAUCUGCCAACUAAGAUUUAAUUCUGAUAGCCAAGCGGGGGCACACUACAAAGGCACUAAGCAUGCCAAGAAGCUCAAAGCACUGGAAGCCAUGAGAAAUAAGCAGAAAACUGUUACUCCCAAGGACAGCGUAAAGACCACCUUCACUUCUAUCACAACCACCACCAUCACUGCCAGCUCUGACAAAGCAGACAGCAGUUCGGAGACAGCAACAAUAUCAAAAGGCACAACGCUGGCGGCAGCAAGUGACAGCGUAACAGCGGAGUCCGUCUCGGGUGUGGAGAAGUCUUUGACAUCCAGUGGCUGCAACACAGCUGUUCCCAAGGAGACCGAGGAGGAGAAGGCAAAGCGACUUCUUUACUGCUCUCUCUGUAAAGUGGCUGUUAACUCGGCCUCACAACUGGAAGCACACAACAGUGGAUCUAAGCACAAAACAAUGUUGGAGGCUCGAAAUGGAGGAGGUCCAAUUAAGGCAUUUCCUAGACCAGGUGUCAAAGGCAAAACGUCCACCAACAAAGGAGUUACGACCGGUCUGCAGAAUAAAACCUUUCACUGUGAAAUCUGUGAUGUGCACGUGAACUCAGAAACACAACUCAAACAGCACAUCAGCAGCAGAAGGCACAAGGAUAGAGCUGCAGGAAAACCUCCCAAACCCAAAUACAGUCCGUACAAUAAACUCCAGAGGGGUAGCAACGCUCUUGCAUUGAAACUGGCCUUCCAGAAAGAACUGAGUAAGCCCCUGGCCGCUCGUCUCUUACCAAAUCCCUUCGCUGCCGCGGCGGCAGCGGCCGCUGCCGUCAAUUCUCCAUUUGCUCUGCGCUCGGGCCCUGCAGCCACUCUAUUCCAAACGGCGGCCCUGCCUCCAGCCCUUCUUCGACCCGCUCCCGGACCCAUACGGGCCGCGCACACUCCGGUCCUAUUCGCACCGUACUGAGUACAGGACUGAGUUAUAUAAGUAAUAAUAAAUGACUGCAAUAAUCGAAACAGGGAACUAUGCAGUGAUAAUCACAGAGUUAAUGAACAUGAAAAGAGACUUGUCUCUGCUCCUGCAGUAAGUACACAGAUUUCGAAUGGCUGCAUCUUGGUUCAGCAAAAAGAAUUAAAGCAAUCCUUCCACAGGCAAUCUAUUACACAGUUAACACGAGUAGUUUUGUGUUUUAGAAAUGUGUAGGGUCUGCAAUCUACCCGUAACAAUCAUCAGCCUUUUUACACAGUAUUUUUGUGUAAUGUUUCCAUGUCUUGUGAAGAGUCUGUAAAUGUGUGUAAGGGCAUUAUUCUACACUCUUAUAUGUACAUUUAAUUUUCUCUGUAGGAUGAAACGAUACAAUGACACACUGUGACAAAAGUCUUCAUUAACUGUCAGUGCAGUUUAGCAGCCUGCUGCCUGGUAUUUACCCAAUUAUAAACUUGUAAAUGGUGUCUUGUGGAGCUGUCACUUUGUGCUGUAAAGUUCUGAUGUAAUAAUUGUCUAAUAUGAUUUUCAAAUGUUAGAAUUAAAUAGCAGAAGACAUGUUUAAUUUUUAUAUGACUUGGAGGGUUGGGGUAAGAGUGUGACUGUUUUAAUGGAGUUCACCAUGUAUUUAUUUUGGAACAAAGCCAGGUUUUAAGCUGUAUUUUUAAAAAUUUUUAUUUCAAGAUCCAGCACAGAUCAGGCCUUUCUGACCCAAUGAGCCACACAACCCAGCAACCCUCUGACUUAAUCCCUGUCUACUCAUAGGACAAUUUACAAUGACUAAUUAACCUGCAAACUGGUGUGUCACUGGACUGUGGGAGGGCACCAGAGCACCCGGAUGAAACCCAUGCAUAUGGUGGUAGAAUUGCACUCUGGACUCUGACGCUGUCGGCUGUAUAGUGUCUCGCUACCUGCCACGCUCACCCUGGUCAGGAGGACUGUGUUCACUGUCUGGCACUGGCAGUAGGUUAGAACUGGCUUCCAAAGUUCAGUGCCAAAUUGUGAGGUGCUACGAUGCAGCAUCUGUAGCAACUUUCAGGUGAAUAUAUAACUGCCACUCACCAUUGUACAAAGUAACACCAUUAAAUGCAACUUUCACAUAAUAAGAGAAUAAAUUGUUAAUUACCACAAGACCAUAUGACGUCGGAGCAGAGUUCAAUCAUUUGACCCUUUGAGUCUGCUCCACCAUUCCAUAUGGCUGAUUUAUUACCCCUUUCAACCUCAUUCUCCUGCCUCCUCCCUUCACACCCUGACUGCUCAAUAAUCCAUAAACCCCUGCUUUAAAUAUAUUUAGUGACUUGGCCUCCACAGGCAUUAGUGGCAAUGAAUUCCACAGAUUCACCCCCUGACUACAAAUAAACUCCUCCUCGCCUUUGUUCUAAAAGGACACGCUUGUAUUCUGAGGCUGUGCUUUCUGGUCUUAGACUCACCCGCUACAGGAAACAGUGUCUCUACAUCCAUUCUAUCUCAGCCUUUAAAUAUUCAAUGUUUCAUUGAUAUUCCCUCCUCAUUCUUCUAAAGUCCAGUCAUAUUCCUAUGUCUGAGAAUUUCUAAGCUCAUAUGAAGGAUAUGGGUGCUGUUGCCAAGUCUAGUUGUUAAUACUCAUUCACAACCGUCCUGGCGAAAGUGAUGGUUUCAAGAAUUUGAUGAGAAAUGGUAAUAUAUUUCCAAAUCAGAAUAGUCUGUGAUUUGGACCCAAACUCAGAGAGGAUGGAGUCCCAACGUACCUACUACAUUUUCCCUUCUCAGAGGGAGAGGUUGUGGGAAUGUUAGAGUAGGACCUAAGGUAGUAUUUUUAUCCAAUGGCAUUGUUAUAGUGUAAUAGAGAAUGACAGCACAGAAACAGGGCCUUCAAGCCUUUAGUUCAACCAAACUGUUAUUCUGCCCAUCGGCCUGAACCCUGACCAUAGCCCUCUACACCCCUUCUAUCCACGUACUUAUUCAAACUUCUCUUAAAUGUUACAAUCAGACCCACAUCCACCAUUUCCACUGGCAGCUCGUUCCACACUCUCACCAUUCUCUGAGUGAAGAAGUUCCCCUUAAAUAUUUCACCUUUUACCCAUAACCCCUGACCUCUAGUUCUAGUCUCAACCUUGGCCUCACCAAUGUCUUCUACAACUUUGGUAUAACGUCCCACCUACUAUAUUCAAUACUUUGAUUUAUGAAGGCUAAGGUGCCAGAAUGUCCCUUUGUGACCUUAUGUACCUGUGAUGCCAAUUUCAAGGAAUUAUGGGUCUGUAUUCCGUGAUCUCCUUGUUCUACCACAGUUGUCAGUGUCCUUAUGUUCAUAAUAUAAGUCUUACCCAGGUUGGUCCUCCCAAAGUGCAAAACCUCCCAAAUGUGCAUUCAUUUCGGUGGAAAAAGCUGACUUGCAUUUACCCUUUCUAACUCCUCAUAAUUUUGUAUAUUUCUAUCAAAUGUCUCCUCAUUCUCCUACGUUCCAGGAAAUAAAGUUCUAACCUAUCCAGCCUUUCCUAUAACUCAGGCCCUCAAGUCCUGACAAUAUUCUUGUAAAUUUUGCUCUGUACUCUUUCAGUCUUAUAUACAUCUUUUCUGUAGGUAGGUGACCAAAACUGCACAUAACACUCCAAAUUUUGGCCUCACCAAUGUCUUCUACAACUUUGGCAUAACAUCCCACCUCCUAUAUUCAAUACUUUGAUUUAUAAAGGCUAAGGUGCCAGAAUGUCCCUUUGCGACCUUAUGUACCCGUGACACCAAUUUCAAGGAAUUAUGGAUCUGUAUUCUGUGAUCUCCUUGUUCUACUGCAGUUGUCAGUGUCCUUAUGUUCAUAAUAUAAGUCUUACCCAGGUUGGUCCUCCCAAAGUGCAAAACCUCACACGUGUCUGCAUUAAACUCCAUCUGCCAUUUUUCAGCCCAUGUGUCCAGCUGGUCCUAAUCCAGUAGAGAGAACUGCAGGAAUACAAGUGAUAUUUUACAUAACACUGUGCUGAUUUUUCAGUUAAUAAAUGUGCAUUCAUUUUGUCCAUCUGCUGGCAGCAACCAGUUUGACUGAAUUCCAGACGGACAAUGACAUUGUCUGAAUCUUUCUCCAUGGCAGACUGAAACUUCAUUAUCUUCUUUAGGAGUUAAAUAAUUGUCAUUGUAAUGUUGUUUCUCCCUGUUUGGACAUUCAGUUUACGCUACAUUUGUGCAAUGUCUUACACUUCAAAGGGAAUUCUUUGUUUCAUUUACUUGACCUUAGCUUCAGCAUGCCUCAUUCCAGCUUUCUCGCAACUUACUGUAAAUGCACACAGCACAAUAAUUUUAGAAAAUCAUAUUGUAUAUUCUAAAUAUUAAAACCUACAAACUUAUUGCAGGCUGUUGGUUUUACCAGCUGUAAAUUGUGAGAAGAAAAUGAUGUUUCUAUGUACAGUAAUACCAAUUGAAAGCUUUUUCAGCCUUGUAUGUAUCACCGAUAAUCACCAGAAUCAUUACUGCAAAUGACAAUUUAGCUCAGGACAAAAUCUUUAAAGGUGAUGUAAAAAGGUUUGCUGAAAUAGAAAAUAAUUUGUUAAUAAAGCAAGUAUUAGUAUUAACCAAAAAUAUACCAUUUAUUGUGAGAAAUAUUUAUAUUGACAUUAACACAGGGAUUGCCAACCAUUUUUAUGCCAUGGGUCCCUGCUAUUAACUGAGGGGCCAGUGAAUUCCAGGUUGGGAACCCCUGCAUUAACAUCAUGAAGGAUCCCACCCACCAUGCUUAUGGACAGUUUGUCCCACUCCCAUCAGGGAGGAGGCUACAUAGCAUCCACACCAGAUCUAGCAGACUCAAAAAUGGUUCUUUCUCCAAGCAGUAAGGUUGAUCAGCACUUCCACCCAAUAACACACCCCUCCACCACGGCUUUAUCAUUUCCUGUCAGUCACCAGAUGUACUGACACUCCUGUGCCUAGUGUCACUCUAUGAAUGUACAAUCAAUGUAUGACUGUAAGCUAUUUAUGUAUUUAUAUCCAUUGUGUGUUUUUUAUUAUUGCUGUGUUUUUUUGUGCUGCAUCAGAUCUGGAGUAACAAUGACUUCAUUCUUAUUUACACGUGUACAUUGUUUGGAAGUAGUGCAGCAUAUACAUUCAGUGGCUGUUUUAUUAGACACCUCCUGUAAUAAUAAAAUAGACACUGAGUGCAUGUUCAUGGCCAUCUGCUGCUGUAGCCUGUCCACUCGAUAGGUUGUGCAUUCAGAGAGGCUCUUCUGCACAGUUGUCCUAGUGCAGAACA